GCUAGACUUCCUGUUAGCAGUAGUCUUUUGUGGAAGAGCAUUUUAGUGAAAUCCACAGUAAACAGUCAUGUCUGAGGCUACAGUGCAGUAGUGUUCGGUUAUUUCUUUAUCGUUUGUUUAUUUAAGUUCUUAUUUGGUCAGAUGUGCAUGCCGAAGUUGAGGUUUCUGUUCAUGGAUAUUUUAAUACUCAUGUACCCAUGACCAUGUCGCCAGUGUUUAUGGUAUUUGCCCUAAUUGCUGCCUCUCUGUGCUUCGGUGGAGACUGUUUAGAUAAGUGCCAGAUACCACCCUUGCCUGAUAAUCAGAUGCUUGCCACAAAUCAGUGUUUAGCAGGCUACUUCUUCAAAAAAAAAUGCCCAAAUUCAGAUUCUCUGUUUAUCUGUGAGAAAUGUCAAAACGGGACAUACAUAGAAUAUAAAAACAAACACUAUGUCUGCUUCCCGUGCAAUGUCUGUAAACAAGAUGAGAUUAUGAAAACUGAUUGUACGAAUCAAAAGAACCGGGAAUGUGUCUGCAAAGGUGGGCUUUACCGGACUCAGGUGUACUCUCAUGAUACGUGUGAAAACUGUACGAAAUGCACAGACUGUACCAAGUGCCCUGAAUGUAAAGGUAAUUGUGACAAGAAGUGUGUGCAUGGCCAGUUCUUGGAUCACACGGGAAAAUGCCAACUGUGUGCUGAUUACAAUUGCAUGGAUAAGUCCUGUAAAUCCUUUUGUGACAAAGUUCUGAUUCCCUUGGAAAAAUGGGUUCUGCCCGUUGUGAUCACGCUGUCCACUGUGGUGCUGUUUGCUUUGUUUUGCUUCGUUUGUGAAUCCAGUAGGAGGAGACAGCUUGGCUGCUGGGCUCAAGUAAAGAAUAUGAAUGAAAGACCUGCUGAUGAUGAUGGAGUUCCACUAAACAUGCCUCCUUUACCUGACCAGCCUGCAGGCCAGCCCACCAUUUAUCUGCCACUGAACAUGAUGCCAGGAAGUGUAGUGAAAGAUCCAGGGACAAGAGACCAACUAAAAUAUUUAGACUCGGACAGGACUCGACAAACCACAGCUCCACUUAUCGAUAACGGAGAGAUGAAAGAGCUGACCCUAGUAGAGCCGGAGAAGGAGUUGUGGCCGGCCCCGAUGCUUUACAUCAUCAUCAGACAGGUUCCUGUGCGGCGCUGGAAGGAGUUCUUACGGUUGCUUUCCCUAUCUGACGAUCAAAUGGAGCGAGUGGAGCUAGAGGCGAGAGGAUCCUAUUUGGAGCUGCAGUAUCAGAUGCUGCGUCUCUGGACCCAGAUGACUGGAGCAUGCCUGGAGAACAUCUACUCUACACUACAUUGUAUGGACCUGUCAGGGUGUGCAGAGGAUCUGCAGGAGAAGCUGCAGCAGUUGCAUGACACCUUGGUCUAGAUGAGUCUGUGAACUUUUACCGCUCAUCAGGCCCGAUGCUUUAGUGUUCUCACUCACUCCGAAUCUGAAUGUCUGACACGGUUUGGAACGGGUUUAUUUGUAUACUUUGCAAUUGUACAACCUACAAGAACUAUUGUUCAAACAGAGUGUAUUUCAGAUAUGUAACGAAUAAGAAGCAGCGUUGUUGUUGAUCUGAAAUGUACUAUAAAGGGCACAUAGAGUAUAUAAAGAGAUAACUCAUUAUUGAACUGUACAUUAUACUUGCCACAGGUAUUGGGGCAGCACUCCAUGAGGAUAGGUUUAAGCUAGUCUGUGUGAAGCCAUAAAGGUUUCCCUAAGUACACAGUAAAAAUGUCAGGGGUUUAAAAGUGAUGUUACUGAGCACCAGCUGGUGUUUUUUCGGUACUGUAUUUGUUCUACAAUCAGAUCUGUAGGUUUUAAAAACCAUUAAAUGUUGAAUGAUUAUACAUCCAUGGCCACAAGCGGUAGGCUGAGGGUGAAGUACAGUAUGUGACAUUUCUGAACGUCACACUGGCUCUUUACAUGCAUGUAUUAUGAUAAUAAUUUGGGGUCAUGUUACCUUUGGUGUUUUUGUGUCUAACCUUCGUACUUUUUGUAGAAUAAAAGUAUUAGCUUAAAUGCAUGUGUGUGUGUGUGUGUGUGUGUGUGUGU
Molecule: messenger RNA, 2057 nt
Organism: Hemibagrus wyckioides
Lineage: Eukaryota; Metazoa; Chordata; Actinopteri; Siluriformes; Bagridae
Product: tumor necrosis factor receptor superfamily member 1A
Exons: 10
Coding region: 198-1385 (395 amino acids)
Biological process (GO): signal transduction; inflammatory response
Cellular component (GO): membrane raft; signaling receptor complex; mitochondrion
Molecular function (GO): tumor necrosis factor binding; tumor necrosis factor receptor activity
Source: RefSeq, a predicted model, not a curated record